UGAUGAUGACUCUGAGCUGAUCUGAUACUAAAGAAAAACACAAAAGGUAGUAAGAGAAAAUAGGAAAGAAAAAGUUUCAAAAUUUCACCCCAUACCAACUAGACAGACCCAGAUCCAAAGUUGCAGACUUUUCAACAAUUUUCAAAGUAAUUUUACCCACAAAAAGGAUUAGAAGACUAAUACUUUUCUUAAACACACCACACCACCCAUUAUGAAAAAAGAAAGUAUAUUUUUUGUAUGUUGUGAGUUGAGUGGAAACAGAGGAUAGACUCAGAGAAAAAGAAGGGAAAUUAACAAAGGAGUGUUUUUUUUUCCUUCUCUGGCUGCUUCUCUUUCUAUCUCUCUCUCUCUCACUCUCAAACAUCUAGAAGAAGAGAAAGCUUACACAUAAAUCUCAGAAUCUGAGGUGAAUGAGUUUUGCCUCUGAAGCUUUAUUUCAUCCCAGGUGAUACAAAAGCAAUCAUGCUUACAAAAUCUUAGCCAACAAUCUUUGUGAGGAAAGUAAUGUUUGAGACAAAUGGGGAAGAAAGGAAGCUGGUUUUCUGCAAUUAAAAGGGUUUUUACUCCACAUUCCAAAGAGAAGCUAGGCAAUGAGGCAGAGAGAAAGAAUGUAAAAGAGAAGAGGAAGAAAGGUUUUGGGAAGCUAAGGCGUGGAGAGCCUAGUAGCAUUGAGAAGAUCUUUGGCGAGGCUGAGAGAGACCACAAUCUUUUCUUCAGGCCUUCUACUCCUCCUCCUGAUCCUGACCGAUCAAAUCCACCCUCAUACUCUCCUCCUCCUCUCAGGCCUGCUUCUCCUCAGCUUCCUUCUCCAAGAGUUGCUUCACCACGAGCCGCUUCUCCAAAGCCUCUUCCUCCUCCCAGAGCAGACCUUCCAAGGUUGGAUUCUCCAAAGCCCUCUGAGCCAUCAUCAGCCUCUGCCAGUGCUCCUCCUCCUCCUCUGAAGCCUGCUUCUACUCGUGUUCCUUCUCAGAGAAUUACCCCUCCCAUUGUUCCUUCUCCAAGACCAACUUCACCAAGAGUUGUCUCCCCACAAGCAGUCCCUCAAAAGCUGCCGUCUCCAAGAGCAGACCCGCUAAGAUUGAAUAAUCCUAGACCAUCUUCACCAAAGCCUCCUUCUCCAAGAGCAGACCCACCACGGUUGGAUUCUCCAAGACCUCCUUCUCCAGGAGCAGAACCACCAAGACUUGAUGCUCCAAGGCCCACUACGCCUAGGCCUCCUUCUCCUAGAGCAGAUCCACCAAGAUUGGAUGCACCAAGGCCCAUAACGCCUAGGCCUCCUUCUCCAAGACCCGUUUCACCUAGGCCUGUGCAGCGAAGGGAGAUUGUAUCUAGACCAGAACCAACUCUCUUGGUCCAACAUGCUUCUGCAAGAAAGAUCCAAGCAGCUUUCAGAGGCUACAUGGCAAGGAGGAGUUUCAGAGCUCUCAAAGGACUAGUCAGGCUUCAAGGAGUAGUGAGAGGACACAGCGUGAAGCGUCAGACAGUAAAUGCAAUGAAGUACAUGCAGCAACUGGUCCGUGUCCAGUCCCAGAUUCAGUCACGCCGCAUCAAAACGUUGGAAAACAAAGCGCAGGCUGAGAGAGACGAAGCUAAAUGGGCUGCAGCAUCAGAGGCUGGUAAUGGUAACUGGGACGACAGUGUGCUGACAAAAGAAGAAAGAGACGCAAGAUCUCAGAGAAAGACUGAUGCAGUCAUCAAAAGAGAACGGUCCAUGGCAUAUGCAUAUUCUCACAAGUUGUGGAAGAACAGUCCCAAGUCUGCAGCGUCUACAGGUGGGCUACCUCUAUGGUGGAACUGGAUGGAUCGGCAGCUUCCUCUAGCUAGUCCUGCACCGAGCCACAGAGACUACAGGCUAACACCAACAAGACUGAGUCCAAGCCCUCUGUCUCACCAUUUCAGGCAUGACAGCAACUUCGACACUUCCACACCAAAAUCGUCUAGGUCCACACUCCUCACUCCGUCAAGACCCAUCCGCACAGGCACAUCAAGAUACUCUAGAGGAAGAGGGCAAGAUUCUCCUUUCACAGACAAUGACAGCCUCACAAGCUGCCCUCCUCUCCCUAGCUACAUGGCUCCAACGGUCUCUGCCAGAGCUAAAGUUAGACCAAGCAGCAAUCCGAAGGAGAGAGUGAUGGGUACACCGUCAUCGGUUGGAAGCGAGAGGAGGAGAAUGUCUUAUCCACCGACACAACAAGGUAUGGAUACGUUUAGAUGGAACAAAGGAUCAUUGGUCAUGAGCAACAGUGGCAGCCAGAGAGGUGGUGGUGGUCCUGGUUCACCUGGAGGUGUGGUUCUUGAGAAGCACAAGACACUUAAAUCAGUAGGGAAUUUGAGCAUUGGUUCUUCUAAUGUCUCGAUGCCAGAUGGUAGGAAGCGGUUUAACAGAUAUGUGUGAUUUCAUUUUGAUUGAAAACCUUUCUUCUUCUUUUUUAUGUUUCUUUUGCUUCAUUUUGUGGGUUGUGUUGAUUUUGAGUGAUGUUGUAGUGUGGAUUAUGAAUGUAACAUAAUAAAAUGAAAAACAAUGACAAAAGGAUUUGGUUUGACUAGCU
Molecule: messenger RNA, 2549 nt
Organism: Brassica rapa (field mustard)
Lineage: Eukaryota; Viridiplantae; Streptophyta; Magnoliopsida; Brassicales; Brassicaceae
Product: protein IQ-DOMAIN 14
Molecular function (GO): protein binding
Source: RefSeq, a predicted model, not a curated record